AUGUAUGACACUCUAUUAGAGUUCAUCCUACCGGUCUCUUCCAAUUUUCAACAUCCCUCAGAUCAUCCAUUAUUCAGAUGGAGCUCCCUUAAUGCUCUUGUCUAA
Molecule: messenger RNA, 105 nt
Organism: Spirodela intermedia
Lineage: Eukaryota; Viridiplantae; Streptophyta; Magnoliopsida; Alismatales; Araceae
Source: the annotation of a GenBank genome assembly